This is a messenger RNA of Canariomyces notabilis, 1040 nucleotides long. RefSeq lists its product as uncharacterized. NCBI's taxonomy places the organism in Eukaryota, Fungi, Ascomycota, Sordariomycetes, Sordariales, Chaetomiaceae. Bases 277 to 900 code for a protein of 207 amino acids. The record is from RefSeq and is a predicted model, not a curated record. The transcript has a single exon.
CAAUAAGGUCUCCCUGUAGGGAGGCCUGGACGAGUGCCGUGUAUUGAUCGAUGAGGGCGGAUUCAUUGGCGCUGACGCCUGCAAGAAAAGACAUCUUGAGUUACCAUCUCGUUUGGGGUUCACGCCAGCGCUGUCAUAGACGCAUAGCUCGGGCUAGUGAUAUGUCGCUAAGUCGGGCCGGCACUGGGCUCUGCUCUUCUAUGGCAAACACCUUGAUGGAAGAGCCGGCGGUGAGGCGGCGGGUGGCUAGCCGCCACUCACCUGACGACUCACCUAAUGGUGACAGAAAAAGCAAUGCUAGAAGUGGGGCUUCAUGGUAUUGAGUGGCUUGACCCUGUACGUGUAGUUGACAUUUGGCAAUGCCUAGUAGUGUAUACGUAUUGCAAAGUCGGAUGCGAAUCUCUCGUCAUUCUCACUGACUUGUACAGGUUGAAAGGCAUACCAAAGGGGCAAAGCCUUGUCCCGGAUUUCGCAGAAGACAUCGAGGCGCUCACAAGCGAUGAUCCACAUUUUGAUCUCACCUUCGAGCUUGACGUUGAUGCCGAGGAAGAACUCGUUGAGGAUGAAAAAGCCGAGUUUGUCGAUCCCGCUCUCAUCACUGGCGUCCAAAUCAGGAAAUGCCGCCUGAUAGCGACCAGACAAUGCGUUGAGUACGGAAUUGUGUCACCGUGUCCUAACGCGACGCCGGGUCCGGGCAUUUUGUGGUGUAUUGCCUGCACCAUCCACCCCCUUGGAGAUGCGUGUCAGGGAAGCUGGCGUCGAGCUCAGCCUGCACCAUUGCGCUGCUUCAGCCCGAAAGCGUCGACGACGAGGAGACGGUCGAGAAGGUCCGCAGGAAGCUCACCGGCGAGUUCAAGUCGGCUACAAACCCGCUGGCGCCGAAGGCGCGCUCGGCAUUGAGCGCAAGAGCGAGCAAGAGAAGACUUGGGGGCAGUGCAUUCGGGGGUCCAGAGUGCACACCGACCGUGGCGUGUGGAUGCUGCGGGAGAACGCCCGGUGCAAGAAGGGCAUUCACCUCAAAUGCGUGGCCGCCUUGGUCG